Molecule: messenger RNA, 634 nt
Organism: Indicator indicator
Lineage: Eukaryota; Metazoa; Chordata; Aves; Piciformes; Indicatoridae
Product: mothers against decapentaplegic homolog 7-like
Exons: 3
Biological process (GO): regulation of transcription by RNA polymerase II; BMP signaling pathway; transforming growth factor beta receptor signaling pathway
Cellular component (GO): heteromeric SMAD protein complex
Molecular function (GO): transcription regulator inhibitor activity; I-SMAD binding
Source: RefSeq, a predicted model, not a curated record
AUGUUCAGGACCAAACGCUCGGUGCUCGUUCGGCAGCUUUGGAGGAGCCGUGCGUCUGGCGGCGAGGAAGAGGAGGCGGCGGCGGGAGGGGGUGAACCCGGAGCGGCAGCGGCCGAGGCCCGGACGCAUGUCUGCGGCGGGGGGCGUGGGUGCUGCCCAGGCAAAACGGGCCGCUGUGGCCGGGCGGCCGCGGAGGCAGAACUGAAGGCGCUGACCCGCGCCGUGUUGAAGCGGUUGAAGGAGCGGCAGCUGGAGGGCUUGCUGCACGCCGUGGAGUCCCGCGGCGGGGCUCGGACACCCUGCCUGCUGCUACCGGUCAAGGCCGACUCCUGCAUGGGCCAACACUGGUACCCGUUGCCGGUGUUGCUCUGCAAGGUGUUCCGCUGGCCUGACCUCCGCCACUGUUCGGAAAUGAAGCGGUUACGUUGCUGUGAAUCCUAUGGCAAAGCUCAUCCCGAGCUAGUCUGCUGCAACCCGCACCACCUCAGCCGGCUCUGCGAUCUAGAGUCUCCCCCUCCACCUUACUCCAGAUAUCCAAUGGAUUUUCUCAAGCCAACUGCAGAUUGUCCAGACUCUGUGCCUUCCUCUACUGAAACAGGGGGAACUAAUUUUCUUGCCCCUGGGGGGCUUUCAG